This is a messenger RNA of Leptonychotes weddellii (Weddell seal), 6348 nucleotides long. Lineage: Eukaryota; Metazoa; Chordata; Mammalia; Carnivora; Phocidae. The record is from RefSeq and is a predicted model, not a curated record.
AUGAAUUGGACCGUUCUGGGUAGCUCUCAUAAGUGGAGCAUCAUUCUGGAACAAAGCAAGCCUCUCCUUGCGUUCUCUCCCCCUCCUGGUCCCCCUGGCCUGGUCCUUUGCCCCUUCUGCACCUGCCACGUUGCAAGCACCUUGGUGAUUCGCUGUACCGUCUUGAGUAUCCGGGGAGCCCAGGAGGAGGAGCCGACAGACCCCCAGCUGAUGCGACUGGACAACAUGCUGCUGGCCGAGGGGGUGGCGGGCCCCGAGAAGGGUGGUGGCUCAGCAGCAGCAGCAGCGGCAGCAGCAGCUUCGGGGGGCGCGGGCUCCGACAACUCAGUGGAGCACUCUGACUACAGAGCCAAGCUGUCCCAGAUCAGACAGAUCUACCACACGGAGCUGGAGAAGUACGAGCAGGCGUGCAACGAGUUUACCACCCACGUGAUGAACCUCCUGCGGGAGCAGAGCCGGACCAGGCCCAUCUCCCCAAAGGAGAUCGAGCGGAUGGUCAGCAUCAUUCACCGCAAGUUCAGCUCCAUCCAGAUGCAGCUCAAGCAGAGCACAUGCGAGGCCGUCAUGAUCCUACGCUCCCGGUUUCUGGAUGCGCGGCGGAAGAGACGGAACUUCAACAAGCAAGCGACGGAAAUCCUGAAUGAAUAUUUCUAUUCCCAUCUCAGCAACCCUUAUCCCAGUGAGGAAGCCAAAGAGGAGCUAGCCAAGAAGUGUGGCAUCACAGUGUCCCAGGUAUCAAACUGGUUUGGAAAUAAGCGAAUCCGGUACAAGAAGAACAUAGGUAAAUUUCAAGAGGAAGCCAAUAUUUAUGCUGCCAAAACGGCUGUCACUGCUACCAAUGUGUCAGCCCAUGGAAGCCAAGCUAACUCACCCUCGACUCCUAACUCAGCUGGUUCUUCCAGUUCUUUUAACAUGUCAAACUCUGGAGAUUUGUUCAUGGGCGUGCAGUCACUCAAUGGGGACUCUUACCAAGGGGCCCAGGUUGGAGCCAACGUGCAGUCACAGGUGGAUACCCUUCGCCAUGUUAUCAGCCAGACAGGAGGAUACAGUGACGGACUCGCAGCCAGUCAGAUGUACAGUCCGCAGGGCAUCAGUGCUAAUGGAGGUUGGCAGGAUGCUACUACCCCUUCAUCAGUGACCUCCCCUACAGAAGGCCCUGGCAGUGUUCACUCUGAUACCUCCAACUGAUCUCCCAGCAAUCGCAUCCCGGCUGACCCUGUGCCCCAGUCGGGACAGGGCCAGGAGGGAGGGUUUCUCUCCCAACGCUGAAGCGGUCAGACUGGAGGUCGAAGCAAUCAGCAAACACAAUAAGAGUCUCCUUCUCUUCUCUUCUUUGGGAUGCUAUUUCAGCCAAUCUGGACACUUCUUUAUACUCUCUUCCCUUUUUUUUCUGGGUAGAAGCCACCCUUCCCUGCCUCCAGCUGUCAGCCUGGUGUCCGCCAUCUUUCCUGCCCCCUCCCCCUCUGUCCUAGACUCCCUGGGUCCCUGCCCUCAAUGACAUCACGGAAGGGUAUUUUCAACAAUUAGAGGAAUUUAAAGAGGAAAGAAAAUACAAAGAAAAUAAUAAACGUGUUUGUAUGUUUUCAUGCUGGUGGUUUGAGGAGCCAAAUUUACCUCACUCGGAUCCCUCGCUCCCUCUGUUAACAGGCAGCCCUUCUCGUUUCUCUUCUUACUCUCACUACCUCUUAGCAGGAAUGCGCCACGUUGCCCCACUCAUUCCAGGCCCCCUGCCCCCUCUUGCUGUUCCCUCCCUGGGCCGGUUCUGCUUAGAACCCUUCCUCCUCUUCCUUCCCAGCCCCAGCUGUGCCCCGGGGACUGCCGUAGCUGGGCUUCUAAAGGUGCCACGUUUUCCGGUCUCAGGUCCACUAGGUUGAUCCCCAGGCAGGAAGUCGAGCAGCAGGAGAGGACGUAAGCAACAAGAAGGGCAGAAUUCUUGGAGGCUUCCUCCUCCUCCUCCUAACAGCUCUUGGUUUCAGAGGCACAGUCUUUGGAGACCACGUCACACAUAGUAAGCAAUGUCCUGAACCUACUGCAGAGCCAGAUCUGAGUGGGCAUGGUGAUGAAUGAACCACUAAGGAGUAGAAGGUUCUUAUCCUGCAACCCUUCAACUAAACCUUCUCACACACACACACACACACACACGUGCGCGUGCACACCCAGGCGCAUGUCAGCGCAUGCGCGGCCUCAAACAUUCAUUUCCUCCCCAUCAGUCACGUGCCACCUGCAAAGACCCACAUUAGCGACGGUAGCAAUUUGCCUCGUGAGCCCAGGAGAGGGAAUUAGCAACUCUGAGUGAAGGUCACCGACACAGACACAGUAUGUGCCUGGGGCUUCCAGGACCUGCAGCCCCCCAGCAUGGCCAUACACCAGAACGACAUACACGGGACUUGAUCAUGAUGGAGGAGGCCAGGUUGGCCGCCCACGCUGUUCCUGUUGCCACCACCUCUGGAGCGCUCAGGGAGCCACACACAGUACUUACAAUGUCUGUAAUGGAUUUGGUUCCGUUCUGGUUUUUGUUUUUAUAUGAGGGGCGUUGCAUUAAUUAUCCAAAGUGUUAUCAUGGCACCACAUUCUUGUUCUGGAGGGGCUGGAGAAGGACACGGCUUAGGCAGAUUUUGCUAGCUUAAUUUGAAGACCUGAGAACGAUGGGAAAAGAGGAGGUGAUGUUUUCAGGGAAACUGUCACAGUGACUUUCAUUUCCUGGGAAUACCCGAGAGGAGAGUACUACUAGAAAGCUAUUCUGUAGCGUCACCUGAGCUUACAUUCUUCUUAGCCAGCUGCACCAGCGAUAAAGAUGGUGGCUCUGUAACCUGACUAUAAGUGGGAGGUGGUCAGAUCUCUCGGUGCCUCGUUUUCUUCUUCUGUAAAAUGGGGAUUAUGAUGCCUGGCUUACCAAGAGGCUUGUGAGAGACUGAAGGAAUUGAUUUCAUUCCUAUCCCAUCUGUAAACGGGAAGUCAGAGGAAGUGUCAUCCCUGAGACAAAUUGGUUUGUGCCAUGGAGGGGCAAUAUACGGUUUUCCUGUUCCAACUUCUGGUUACCAUCAGUACCCUGGUGUCAUUGCCGUGAUGACAAAGAGAAGAAGGGCUGUUGUUGUUGCUUUUUUGUUGGUUUUGGUCUGUUCGGUUUCACAGACUAGAGAUAAGUCUCCACACUAGGAAAAUAGGACCCGGUUCUCUUAGUUUGUGCUUGAAUCCAGUACGUGGCCUUGUAAGUGCUUAGCCCCUUGUCACAUCUACUCUGCUUGAGAGGCCUGCUGAUCCCUUGAGUCCCAAUUUUGGAUGAAGAGAGAGAAGACCCUGAGGGGUAAGGAUGGCCCGCUAACGAGGUCAUGGACAUUGUGCAUGGUGUUAAAGACAGCAAUGAAUAGAAAUUGCUCCUGUGUGCGUGUGGGGGAGAGGGGUUACCUAAGAAACUGGAAGGUGUGUGAAUUUGAAGGAAAGGCAAAAAAGUAAAUCUUUGGCAAGAUGGAAUUAUGCCUUGAUGACUAAGAGCAGUGGAAAGACUGUGUCUACUGACCUGUGCCCCAGUCAGAACAGAGCUUGGUCGAGGGGCUUCCUGGCAGGAGCCAUCUUGUGACAACUCCAUAGUCCUGGAGCCAGUGGAUAACCUUGUUCAGUGUCAGGGGUCUGCACUACCCACGCAGGAGUACGGCUGGAUCACAUGCCUGACUACGCAAAGUACAGAAGAGACCCGGAAGGGUUCUCUUGGCAACAGGAAGAAUGAUUCCAGAUUUGGGUGGAAUGAUUGCCAUUUUAAGUUGUUGAAACAGAUCAGAGCAGAGCUACAUUUGCAGACAGUUUCUCUCCCCACAGGAGUUUGCACUGAUUCUCACCUUGCCCAGCAUCUUCCCCGCUCAGACCUCUCUGUUCCACAGUUUCCCACCACCUACCCCCAUGCCCACCGUCACGUCCAACAUGGCAGCCACCAGAUCCCCCGACAAUAAGCAAAGCAUGGGAACUCCGGCCGCAGAAGGAAGGGGAUGGAAAGAGCGUGCCUCUGGAAAUACAGCUCCCUGGGAGUUCAUAUUAGGUCAAUCCUGCAGAUACCAAAAUGUGCCCCAGGACUCCUGCAUUUACUAAUGGGAGCGGGAGCGUUCCGUUGUCCCUGGCAGCCGAUUUCCCCUGAGUAAUACUAGCCCUUGGGAUUGCCCACCUUGUAACUCUCCAUCUCAACCUCUUUUUCACCCCUAACUCCUCCCCCUGGCGUGGAAUUGACACAGUACUUUUGCCAAGUGGCACCUUCCUUACAUUUUUUUUUUUUUUAAUUUUGCUGUGGUGGUGGUUCUUUAUUUGCUGGUUGCCUUCUCUCACAUACCUUCCCCCCCUUUUCCUUCUGAGUUUUAUUUUUCUGCCCAGAAAAACCUGACUUCGAUACCAAAAAAAGAUGAAACUACAGAAACUCAAAUUUAAAAAAAAAACUUAAAAAAAAAUACAAAAAAAUACUCAACAAUUCUUUCAGCUUUAUUAACAUUUUCCAUUGUUUCUUGCGACUUGUGUCUCGUUCUUUGUAGUAUUGAUGAUGAACAUUUGAUAAUGAAUGUUCUUGUAUAUUCAGAUAAAGAAAAAAAAAAAACCAAAAAAGCGGUCUGAAUUUAAUAGUGUUUAUAAUAAAAAUUUUAAAAAUGACCCUCAUAGCACGCAAAACAGGAUGGGGGGGGCUCCCCCUCUUAUUUCUGUGACAAUACGCAUCAUUCCUGCGUUCGUUUUUAACACCAAACUACCUACAUUAAUCAUUUCCCCCAUUUUUCUUUUAUUUUCUUGCAUUUGUGAAUUAGUUCAAGAAUGCUAGAAAAGUGUCGAGUUGUGCACAUUCAUUUCCUGUUUCACAAUGUUUAAAAGUGACAGUAAUUCAUUUUGUAAACUAAAAAAAAAAAAAAAAAAGGUUGGGAUAGUGAGCAUAAUAGGUACAACCUAACACGUUAUGUUUAUUAACUUUGAGACCCAGAAAUAAAUUCUUUUCUUUCUUUAUUCCUGCUCUUUAAAAUAUAAAAAAAAAAUUAUGUUGUGUGUUAUUUUUGGUUGUUUUACUGGGGGGGCUUUUUUUUUGUCAGGAUUAUGAUCUUGCUGUUUUUAUUCCUUACAUAUGUAUACGAGGUGAUGUGAAAAAAAUGACAUUUGUAGAGUAGGCAGUUUCCUUGUACUUCUACUUCACUCCAGAAUUCAGUUGACCUCAAAGACAAAGAUGAAGCCCAUGUGGAUGUCCCAUCACUCACCUGCAUUUCCGGAGUGUGGGGCAGUCCCUGAGAAAAAACACCAUCAGGGACCUGGGUUUUCUCCUUUUGGCCCUUUAGAAGUUCAAGGAAUUGGCCCAGGAGAUCUUUGAUAAGGUAGGGAGACCCUUUUUGCCUUUGUUGACUGUGAAUGUCACGACAAAGUGCUUUCUUUUCUUUCUUCUUGAUUAAUAACAACAUUCCAGGAGCCCUCUUACAACUAGAAAGGAUUUUUUUUCUUCCAGAAGCAUCCCACAGAAGUCCUGGUGUGAUGGGCCACGGGCUACCUAGACUAGAUCCGGGAGGCCGUCCCUGGGGUCAGUCGGCCUGCUGAUCCCUUGAGUCCCAAUUUUGGAUGAAGAGUCGAGAACCUGAGCCUGACUCAGUGCUCUCCUUUUAAUGCUGAGAGGUGGAGUUUGAUGCCUUGACAUACCUCUUAAUUACCUUCUGGCUACUGAAAAGCAAAUGGUUAAACCGGCUUGAUUUGGAAUGUUUUUAUUAGUCAUAGGAGAAAAGAAAGCAGUAUUCUCUGGAAGAAACUUAUUUUAAACAUCUUUCAUUCAACAAAUGAUUAAGUGUCCAGAAAGCCCCUAGAACAUAAGCAAGAGAAGUGAAGGCAAAGGUGCGGGACCGUGGAAUAGUGCGCCGCAGGUGUUUCUGCCCCAGACACCUGCUCGCCUGCUCCUGAGUCAACAAAAUAAUGACGAGCUUUUCACAUCACCUUUAUGGUUUCAACACCCAGCUCAAAGCUUUCUGGACUCUUUUAUUUUUUGUAAACUUUUUUUUUUUCCUUUUGUUAAAACGAAUAAAACAUUCAAUGUUUUCCCCCUUUUCUCUCUUAUUAAUUCCUUUUUUUCCAAUUAUUUUGAAGUGCUUUCCUUUGGUUGUUGGUUUUAUUCUCCCGCUCCCCUCCCCUGUUCUUACUCAGAGUAUAAACCUGCAAAGUUCUGCUCUGUUUUGGUUUUGAAAGUUUAAGCUUUUCUGCUUCUGUGAGAGCAGGGGCUUCUGUCCCUUUUGAUUCCAACUGAACUUUUGUGUUCUCUAAUGAUGCUAACAUGCUGUAGGCUUUACAGUCUCCUAAUUUGUACUGGUAAUGCAUAUUCCAAAUAAAUAGUUUCUUUUUGUUGCAAAAAAUAGA